Molecule: messenger RNA, 2834 nt
Organism: Rattus norvegicus (Norway rat)
Lineage: Eukaryota; Metazoa; Chordata; Mammalia; Rodentia; Muridae
Source: RefSeq, a predicted model, not a curated record
GGCGGCCCGAAGCCGAAGAGCGGCGCCACGGGACGGGAGCGAGCGGGCGCGGGCGCCGCGCAGAUGGCCGGGGCAAGCAAGGUCUGAGGCUGGGUUCCCUGAAACGUGACCAUGUGGAUCCAACAGCUUUUAGGACUCAGCUCCAUGCCCAUUCGCUGGCCCGGCCGCUCUCUCGGAAGCCAUCUCUGGAUACUGAUAGCCAUGCUGCAACUUGCGGUCGACUUCCCAUCCUGUGACUCACUGGGCCCCGGGCCCGAGUUCCGACUCCUGUCACGUCCACAGAGGCCCCAGAGGCUUUGGAGUCUGCGAACUGGACCUCCAACGAGGCUACCAACACCGGCCUGGAGUCCCCGUGCAGCCCGGGCUGAACGUGCCCACGGGCCCAUACAGAUGCAGACUCCCCGUGCUCGGAGGGCCCACAGGCCCAGGGACCAGGUAGCCACCCUCGGACCCAAAGGGGGACUCACCAAGCCUCCAGCUGCCACCCGAUCCAGUCCUUCCCUCACCUCUGCAUCAGCCUCAUCCUCCAUGACUGCUGGGGCUGCAGAGCAUCAGAGCCUCCUAAAGCGGGGUAGAAGGCACACACACGAUGCAGAGUUCAACGACUUCGACUUUCAUGGUGGCAGGCCCACGACAGAGACAGAAUUCAUAGCCUGGGGUCCUACAGGGGAUGAGGAAGCUCUGGAGUCCAACACCUUCCCUGGUGGUUUUGGCCCCACUACAGUCUCCAUCUUGCAAACACGGAAGACGACUAUGGCCGCCACCACCACCACCACUGCGGCCAGCACGGCCACCGCCAUGACACUGCAGACUAAGGGGGUCACUGAGUCCCUGGAUCCCUGGAAAAGGACCCCUGUUGGGGUUAGCACAACGGAGCCUUCCACUAGUCCCAGCAACAAUGGGAAAGACAUCCAGCCCCCCAGGAUCUUGGGGGAGACCUCAGGUCUGGCUGUGCAUCAGAUCAUCACCAUCACCGUCUCCCUCAUCAUGGUCAUCGCCGCGCUCAUCACAACUCUUGUCUUAAAAAAUUGCUGUGCCCCAAGUGGGCACACUCGGAGGAACAGUCACCAGCGGAAGAUGAAUCAGCAGGAGGAGAGUUGCCAGAACUUGACGGACUUCACCCCGGCCAGGGUGCCCAGCAGCGUGGACAUCUUCACUGCUUAUAAUGAGACACUGCAGUGUUCCCACGAGUGUGUCAGGGCCUCCGUGCCCGUCUAUGCCGAUGAGACACUGCACUCGACCGGGGAGUACAAGUCUACGUUCAAUGGAAACCGAUCCUCCUCUGCGGAUAGGCAUCUCAUCCCUGUGGCCUUUGUGUCUGAGAAAUGGUUUGAAAUCUCCUGCUGACUGGCCGAAGGCUUUUUACCUCCUGGGGGCGGGGCAGACGCCAUGUGUCUGUUUCAUGGUGCGUGUGCAUGUGUGGUAUGUUAUUGUUGGCUCUGUGCUUCUGUGGUUGUGUGCUUCUGGAGUCCAGAGGUCACGUUGGAUGUCUUCCUCCAUUAAUUGCUACCAUAGUUUUUGAGACGGAGACCCUCACUGACCGGGAACUCACCAAUUCUGCUAGGCUGGCAGGCCAAUAAGACCCAACGAUCCUCCUGCCUGGGUCUCCCCAACACAGGGAUUGUAGACCUACAUGGAUGUGCCCACCUUUUAUGCGUCUCUGUGGGUCCAAGCUCAGGUCUUCAUGCUCACGUAAAAGGAUUCCGUUGGUGAACUUGUACAAACAAAACAACAAAACAAAAAAUUAUAAGACCUAAACCUAAACUAUCUAAGGGGAGGGUCCCGCACCCGCUGCUUCUGCUUGCCGGCGGGAACUCAGCAGAGCAGGACACCCAAGGCCAAAUCUAUUUUUGUAAAAUUGCUCGUGCCUAGGGGCGCUCCCUUCUCCCAGAGUUUUCUUCGGAGAGCGGAAAGAAGAAAUGCAAGAGACGGCAGAGAAAGCCAAGCAGAAGGACAGGAGGCAGCUCCCGACGCCUGGGACUUGCACCACGAUUCUGAACCUGUGCCAAUAAUACCACUAUGUGCCAUGUAAUGACCCGGAAGCUCGGCAGGAGCCGAGCCCAGCGAACCACGCGGAGAGAUCUUAACAGAGGACAGGGGUGGGGGAUCACUUCCGGUAGGGUGGGGAUCACUUCCGGUAGGGUGGGGAUCACUUCCGGUAGAGUCACUAUUUCUGGUUAAUAUACAUAUAUAAAUAUAUAAAUACCAACACACAGACACACACCCUUUUUUUUGUACUGUAGCAAUUUUUGAAGAUCUUCAAUGUUCCUUUUUAAAAAAGAAAAAAAAGAAUUGUGUUAUAGUCACAAAACUUGAUUUAUUUAACAUGCUUAGUAUGAACAGAAUAAACUUGUGUUUUGUACUUUGGCAGCUCACAUCACACGCAGCACACAUGCGCACACACGCACACGCACAUACAAACAUACAAGCAUUUAUACGCAUAUAUUGGAGAAACCGUUCCGCAGGUGACCUUGUAUGUCGUCAGUCAUGAAGGGAGACAGCCUCAACCCAGAUGACGAGCCCUCACAUGACAAUUUACAUCCAUCUGUCAAACACUCGCUGAAUGGUACUUGUGUGUGGCUUUUCACUUGGGCCAGAAUUAAGAAUACCGUGGUUUUCUCUCUAUGUAUUCACACACACACGGUCCGUGCUGCAUUUCUUCCUUUAACUGUCUGAGGAUGCUUACGGCCACACGCGUCCACGUAGCCGACUGCCAACGAGUGAGCCUGAGAACCAGGUUGGGUGGGUGGCGGAUUCUCGAACAUUUGUGUUAUACAAACAUAGACUGAACUAAAGAAAUUUUCCAGUUCCAUAAUUAAAGGAAUAUAUCCGUA